This is a messenger RNA of Castor canadensis (American beaver), 945 nucleotides long. Lineage: Eukaryota; Metazoa; Chordata; Mammalia; Rodentia; Castoridae. The record is from RefSeq and is a predicted model, not a curated record.
GUGAUGGAGAAUAUUUCAGAGGUAACUGAAUUUAUUCUUUUAGUGUUAACAGAUGUCCUAGAGUUGCAAGUCCCUUUGUUUGUGAUAUUCACUGUCAUUUACUUCAUCACUCUUGUUGGGAAUCUUGGGAUAAUUGUGUUGAUUCUGUUGGACUCCUGACUCCACACUCCCAUGUACUUUUUCCUCAGCAAUCUCUCCUUGGUGGACUGUGUUUAUGCCUCGGCUGUCACUUCUAAGGUAAUGGUGGGGUUUCUCACAGGAAACAAGAACAUAUCCUAUAAGGUUUGUGCCACUCAGAUGUUCUUUGCAGCCUUUACCAUUGUUGAAGGUUUCCUCCUGGCCUCAAUGGCCUUUGACCGCCAUGCAGCUGUGUGCAAGCCCCUGCAUUACACCACAACCAUGACAGAUACUCUGUGUGUCCUGCUUUUUGCUGGUUCCUACAUCUUUGGACUUGUGCAAUCUUCCAUUCACGUGGCAUUAACUUUCCAUCUCUCUUUCUGUCAUUCAAAUGUGAUUAAUCACUUUUUCUGUGACAUUUUCCCACUGCUGGCUCUUUCUUGUUCUGAUAUCUACACAAAUGAAAUUGUGCUUUUUACAUUGGUAGCAUUUGAUGUUUUUUGCACUCUCUUUGUUAUCUUGAUUUCUUACAUGUUUAUUUUUGUUGCUAUCCUGAGGAUGCAUUCAGCUGAAGGACAGAAGAAGGCCUUCUCCACCUGUGCAUCCCACCUCACCACUGUUUCCAUCUUAUAUGGAACAAUCAUCUUCAUGUAUUUACAGCCAGGUUCUACUCAUUCCAUGGACACAGACAAGAUGGCAUCUGUGUUUUAUAGUAUGAUAAUCCCCAUGCUAAAUCCCCUGGUCUACAGCCUGAGGAAUAAAGAGGUCAAGAGUGCAUUCAAGAAGGUUGUGGGAAAAGCAAAGUAUUCACUGCAUAUGGUUAAUUAA